AUGCAGUCCGACCUACCCACAACUUCAAGGUCAAACUCUCGAGCUCUUGAUACUCCUCGAGCGUCGCUGAACCAGGCUCGAAAAGAUGUCCCCUCGGACACUGGCAAGCAAUCUGAGUCUCUCCAGCAGCAACAUAGAUAUGUUCAAGCAUCAGCAGUUGAGCUAACAGAUGAGCUUUUUCAUCUUCACGACCAAGGAUCGGCCAAUUCACCUACAACGCACAGCAACACUUCCGCUCUUCCCGGUGGGACCUUCCUCCACAGUCGCAUGUCUGGCGACCGAGGAGAUGAUGGAAAGACUAGCCUUUCUUUCCUCUUCCCUGGGCUAAUUUUCCCGUCCCGUCCAGUCUGUGACACUCUGCUCCAGUCUUACUGGAGGUCCGCGCAUUGGUUCAUGAUGCUUUUCUAUAAGCCUUCUUUUGAACGCGAAUAUAGGCAAAUUAUAGGUGAUCAACACGUGGCUAGUCACCAGAGGGGCACAGCAGUGUUGAUUCUGAUGGUCCUUGCCAUAGGGGCAAGAUAUGCCUCUGACCAAGAACGCUCGAAAGUUGGCAUAUCCAAGGAAGAGCUAUCCUCACUUCAGAGAGAUUUGCUCAACCAGAUUCGAUUGCACUAUUUUGAUGUUCUGGACACUGGAACUCUAGAAUGUGUUCAAUUAUGCAUUUUGCUGAGCACAUACUACCUUUACAAUGGCACGCCGAACUUAGCAUUGCCUAUACUUGGUGCAGGGAUCCACAGUGCGCAGGCGCAGAGCCUACACAAGGAGAUUCUUUGGGGCUCUGCAAGUGAGAUUGUUCUCGAGGUCCGCAAGCGAACUUGGUGGGCUCUAUAUGUCCUCGACAGGUUCGCUUCAGUGACCUAUGGUCGACCGUCCUCAGUCAACGACGAUUUCUGCGCUGUGAGCAUGCCACGAGAUAUGGAUGACAUCUUGACUGUGCAUCCGUUGCUGAAUCAUGCGAGCUAUUCUUCAACACCGGUCACACUAGGCUCAUAUCAACGGCACAAAUUCAAUCUAUAUUCUAUCGCAACCCACGUUAUUCGCAAUAUUCAUAAUGUGCAUGCCUCUAGUUCAGAGACUGCAAUGAAUCAAGCCGCGGAAACCAAUGCCAAGCUGGUGGACUGGUUUGACCGACUGCCUGUGGAGUUAAGGCUGGAGAACAAUGUUGAUUUAGACAUGGCAAGUUUGACAAGUGCCGAGGCCGAGGUCUGCCAGUUGUUUCAACUACAGGCGCUGGCCCUUCAGCUGGCCUAUGACAACAUCCAAAUAAUCUUACAUCGCCCGUUUAUUCGAUGUACUCGCCGCUUAUCUGCACCUACCUCUUCCGAUUCGAGCGAGUCCGACGGGCGCCCAACAAGUUUUGAACAAUGCAAGCACUCUGCUCGCCGCACCUGCAGCAUACUGCCACGCUAUGCAAAACUUCUCUCUGUGGCCCAAAUGACCCAUGCAGCAGCAUAUAUCGCUAUUCAAAACUUUACUGCAGGUGUUACUAUGGCAAUGGUAGCGCUGUCUGACCCUGGCUCAGAACAAUCGCUUGAUGCCAAAAGAGGUGUCGCGAAUUCAAUAACGUUGCAGAAAACACUCGCUGCAUCGUCCAUAGUCCCAUCGCAGACGGUCAGGGUUCUUGAAGGGCUGUUCCAGCUAAUGUUCAAACGUGAAAUGCAGUUAUUGCUGGGAAAUCCGCCUCUAGAGUUGGGUUCUCACAGUCCAGUUGGCGGACCACUUAACCAAGCACAUGAGCCCGAGGAUUCUCAGCUACCUGAUAGUAUUCAUGGUCCUAUGAGGCGUCGAUUCAACCACAGAGCCUCGCGUGGAGGCCAGGACAAUCCAGAGCUGCUACCAAACAUCAUUGAACCCGAACGAAGAUCCCAGCUUCCCCUCAGCGAUCAUGCCGCGAUGAACCCUGGUCACGCUCAAGAUAUUCCCGGUUUAUCUUUCUAUCCGGGGAUUGGCCAUGCACUAGAAUCAGUGCAGCAAGUACUAUGGGAAAAUUCCGAUCCUACGGCAUAUGCAGGAGCUUAUGUCCCGGGGACUUCCAAUCCCCAGCCUUAUAUAUGCGAACAGCCGGGUCCAUUCGUGGGGAAUAUUGCAGAAGAAACCAAUCGCUUCCCUCAGCCGACUUCACUAACCCCAAUGGCCGAUCCUGCAAGCCAAGAUCUGAAUAUCUUGAAUAACUCCUUCCUAGGUCAGUGCUGGCUAUGGAACCAGCCGGACUUUGAUAGUUUACAAGAACCAUAA
This is a messenger RNA of Penicillium brevicompactum, 2235 nucleotides long. Its product is annotated as fungal specific transcription factor domain-containing protein. Gene Ontology annotation, molecular function: DNA-binding transcription factor activity, RNA polymerase II-specific; RNA polymerase II cis-regulatory region sequence-specific DNA binding; zinc ion binding. The coding region runs from base 1 to 2235 and encodes 744 amino acids. NCBI's taxonomy places the organism in Eukaryota, Fungi, Ascomycota, Eurotiomycetes, Eurotiales, Aspergillaceae. The record is from RefSeq and is a predicted model, not a curated record. The transcript has 4 exons. Gene Ontology annotation, cellular component: nucleus. Gene Ontology annotation, biological process: DNA-templated transcription; positive regulation of transcription from RNA polymerase II promoter by galactose.